Miscanthus lutarioriparius is the source of this 771-nucleotide messenger RNA. Lineage: Eukaryota; Viridiplantae; Streptophyta; Magnoliopsida; Poales; Poaceae. The record is from the annotation of a GenBank genome assembly.
AUGCCGCCGAAGACCACGAAGCGCUGGGUGCCGGUCAACCGGAACGCCGGAACGUCCCGCGGGCGCGACGAAGGCGGCCCCGACGCCGACCGCCUCAGCGCGCUCCUGGUCGCGCCCCUGUACCAGCGCUUGGUGGUGCCCGCGACGAGCACCACGCGGUCCCAGCGCUGGGUGCCCGCGACAAGCACCAUGUGGUGGGUGCCGGUCAACCGAGCUGGGGGAGCGUCAGGGUCACGUGGGCGCGAGGGAGGCGACCCUGAUGCCGGCCGCCUCAGCGUGCUCCCGGACGCGCUGCUGCACCACAUCAUGUCCUUCCUCAAGGCGUGGGAGGUGGUGCGGACCUGCAUGCUGUCGUGGCGGUGGCGCCACCUCUGGGCAUCCGUGCCCUGCGUCGAUCUCCACGUCGGCCAGGAUGACUACGACGAGGUACCAGAGGACUUUCCUGACUUUGUGCGCCUCCUGUUCCGUCACCGUGAUGCGACGGUGGCCCUGGACACGCUCCGUCUGCGGUCGAGCAAUGUUGAUGGUGCACAUAAUGAAGAUGAUGCCAGGUUGUGGAUCAGUACUGCGAUCAAUCGUGGUGCUCGAGUAAUUCAUCUUGUAGGGCAUCGCAAGGGGGCUUGGCUUUGUGGCGGCCGCCUUGCGACGCUUGAGCAGUCAUCUUUCGUCUCGUGCCACCUCAAGAUCUUGAAGCUAUCCUAUGCCCUGCUGGAUGACAGCAUCCUCAGGCAGCUUUCAUGUCAUUGUCCGUCUUUGGACUCAAGAUUUUGA